Molecule: messenger RNA, 1275 nt
Organism: Elgaria multicarinata webbii
Lineage: Eukaryota; Metazoa; Chordata; Lepidosauria; Squamata; Anguidae
Product: leukocyte elastase inhibitor-like
Exons: 6
Coding region: 38-1177 (379 amino acids)
Biological process (GO): negative regulation of interleukin-1 beta production; negative regulation of endopeptidase activity
Molecular function (GO): serine-type endopeptidase inhibitor activity
Source: RefSeq, a predicted model, not a curated record
ACUUUGUAAAUUGUUUUCAGUCUUUCAGAUUUUCACCAUGGAACAACUGGCUAAUGCAAACAUACAUUUUGGUCUGGACCUCUUCCAAAAAUUGAAUGAAGCCAACCCAACAGGCAAUAUCUUCUUUUCCCCAUUUAGCAUAUCCUCUGCAAUCGCCAUGCUCUCAUUAGGGGCCAGAGCGAACACAGCAACCGAACUCUCAAAGACAUUUCACUUUGAUGCUGUUGAAGAUCUUCAUUCACAGUUUCAGGCACUCAGUACUGAUAUUAAAAGGUGUGGUGCGUCCUAUGUACUGAAACUUGCUAAUAGGCUGUAUGGAGAAAAUACCUAUUCCUUUUUGCAAGAUUUCUUGACUAGCACUCAGAAGCUGUAUGGAGCUGAGCUAUCCUCAGUGGAUUUUCUAAAUGCCUCAGAUGAAGCACGAAAACAAAUUAACCAGUGGGUUGAGAAACAGACUGAAGGUAAAAUCCAUGAGUUGUUACCUGAAGGUUCAGUUAAUGAACUAACCAAACUGGUUCUGGUCAAUGCCAUCUAUUUUAAAGGCAGUUGGGAAGAGAAAUUUCAGGAGGCAGACACGGAGGAUUUGCCUUUUAGACUCAACAAGAAGGAAAAGAAGAAUGUGAAAAUGAUGUUCAUGAAAAAGAAGUUUCCUUUUCGGUACAUCCAUGAAUGUAAGUGCCGUGUGCUGGAACUUCCUUACAAGGGAAAAGAACUUAGCAUGAUAAUCCUCCUGCCUGAUGACAUUGAGGAUAAUUCCACUGGCCUGGAACAGUUGGAGAAGCAGCUCACCUUAGAAAAGCUUCAAGAAUGGACACAUCCAGGGAAGAUGUAUUCAAACAAUGAUGUGUACGUGCAUCUGCCUAAAUUUAAGCUUGAAGAGACUUAUGAUCUUAAAUCUCAUUUAGUUGCACUGGGAGUGAUGGAUGUCUUUGAUAGUGGCAAGGCCGAUUUGUCUGGAAUGUCAGGAGCCCAAGACCUCCACGUGUCCAAAAUUGUUCACAAGUCAUUUAUAGAAGUGAAUGAAGAGGGCACAGAAGCAGCAGCAGCAACAGCAACAGCUACAUUCUUUUGUUUUCCUAGGGAAGAGGAUUUCAAUGCUGACCAUCCCUUCCUGUUUUUAAUCCGUCAUAACCCUACGCAAAGCAUAUUUUUCUUUGGCAGAUUUGCUUCUCCGUGAAAACUAAAAUGAAUCUCAGGAACACAUACCAGCCAUUACAGCGACUCCCAUCAAGCACAAUGUUGUUUCUUUCCCUGUUUGGGAAAAAGCUGUUGGGG